Messenger RNA from Panonychus citri (citrus red mite), 5921 nucleotides. RefSeq lists its product as uncharacterized. The coding region runs from base 599 to 5407 and encodes 1602 amino acids. The transcript has 2 exons. Lineage: Eukaryota; Metazoa; Arthropoda; Arachnida; Trombidiformes; Tetranychidae. The record is from RefSeq and is a predicted model, not a curated record.
GAUAAACACGUGAUUUAGUGAGUGAGUUGCUUAAAGUUGUUUAAGGUAAAAACUUAUUCAUUUUCAAAUGUUACCUUGUGUUGAUUUAAUCAACUUUAAUAAUCAUCUUGGUUAAUUGUUGAUUAACUUUUCAAUUGUGUGUAACUGUGUCCACUAUGUUUUGAUAUAAAUCAAUAUAAAUGUGUAUUAGUUGAUUGGUUAAUUGUCCUUGAUUGUUUUAAACACGAAAUUGUUACCUCUCAAAUUAUUUGAACAUUUUUUUUAUUAUUUACCAAUUGUUGAUUGUUAAUUGUUUCAAUUAUUUGUACUUUGUCAUCAAAGCUUGUUAAUUCACAUGUCGGAUUGAUUUAAUAUCAUCAAUUUUUCAUCUGAUUACAUUGGAAACAAUUAACUUAAUUGUGAAAAGUGAAAGUUAAUCAACAAGGAAAAGUUUGACUUUCAUUUUUUGUUCACAAUUCAUUGAAGAUCCAAAAUUGGAAAACUUUUUCUCAAGUAACUCAAAAAUCAUCUUGAAGAUCACAAUUUAAAUGUAACGAACAACAAUUAAACCCAUUGACGAAUUAAACCAAUGAUCAUUAAUUAGUUUAAUCAGUAAAUUAUGCCUGGUAGUUUACUAGAAACAAUUAAUAGUAAUAGUAAAAGUGACGAGGAAAAAUUAAAAUCUUCUCAACGAUCAGCAACUCGAUUGUCACCAUUUUCACCAACACCAAGCGUACAAUUAAAGAGUAACAAUUAUAAUCGUAAUAAUAACAAUCAACUAAUCAGCUCAGCUCGGUCUGAUAGAUCUGAUGGUUCUAAUUGUGAUUCGGAAGGCGGUGGAUCAACAUCAACAACAACAUCAACCUCCAACAAAAAGGUUUCCUUCAAUAAAGCAGUUCGAGUGAAAAAAUAUUCAUCACCACCAACACACUCAGGUGAUUUAAGUGAAAGUAAAUUUUGGUUUAGAGUGCACAAGGCCAAUAAUUGUGACCACCUAAACAACAAUCAACUAAAUCAACAACAGUUAAUACCGACUGAUAAUCAACAGCAACCACAACAACCACAACAACAACAGCGACAUCAACAAUUACCAUCAACCGAUCAUUCAAUUCAAUCCUUACCUUCAAAAGGUAAACUUGAUUUAUCCUCAUCUUUAUCAUCUACUCAUCAUCUUGAUUCUUUUAUUAAUUCUAGUCAAUUGUUUAAUUUAAAUUCUAAAGGUUCACCAUUGUCUAAUUCUGUUAAUUGUGAUUCCCAUUGUGAGACUGUUAAUGGAAAUCAACCUUUAAUUGAGAGUGAAUUUAAAUCAUCAUCAUCAACAACAACAUCGCCAUUGAAUAAAUCAACAACUUCUAUUGGUGAUAUUACCUCAACAACAAUGCCUCCAAUUAGUAGUUCUCGUAAAAAUGGAGUUAAAAUAAUUGAUUAUUCUGUUGAUGAUCAAUCAAAUGGAGGUGCUGAUGAUGGUGGGAAAAUGUCCACAUCAAAAGGAUCAGAAAUUGAUAAUCAUAGUAAUUUAAAAUCGACCAGUGGAAAAUCAACUCAACGAAUAAUCAAUUACGAACCUUAUAAAAGUGCCUCAACUAUUGCUCUUGAUAUUGAUUCCUCUUUAAGGCCUAGGUCACCUUCGCCCGUUAGUAAAACUGGACGACAUUCUAGUGUUGAUAGUGCCUCAAGGAAAGUUAAUCCAACUACUGCCAAUAACAAUAAUAACAUAAUUGUUACCAAUUCAAUUCGACCAGGAUCGGUAGUGAGUGAGGAAAUUAUUGAAACUAAAACCGUUGAGAAAAAAAAUCCUCUUCUCAGUGGAGUUAAGGUGAUGUUUGGUGUUAAAGCCAAACGAGCGCCGACAUUUCCAACUAUGCCAAAUCGAUCUAAAUCAGUUGAUCGAACCAACAAUUCAACAACAAUCAAGCCAAUAACAACAAACAAAACAACAGCGACCAUUGUAAGACCAACAUUUGCCUCCAGGACAACAUCGUCCACCUUAAAGUCAAGAGAUUCACCACAAACCAAUUCUUCAACUCUACGAUCUAGACAAUCAGAAUCAACUAAUCAGCCUCUUAAAUCAUCGUUAACAACAUCUCGUAAUCCACCAUUAACAUCAAGCCUAAAGAAAACACAAGCACCAACACCAAGUAAAAAUGUUCGUGAUUUAAGCGCAUCUCGUGUCACAACUAAAUCGCCGCCAUCGUUAGUGUCCAGUGAAAUUAACAAAUUGAUGUCUACCGUGUCCACUACCAAAAAACAGCCAUCGCCAUCUACGACUCUGAAUGACGAAGUGACCAGUAAAAAAGAAAUGGACCUUAAAGGUGAUGAUUAUGUUGAUACCGUUGAAAUGGCUCGUGAAAGGCCAGCUGAUCGAUCAACAGGUGAUUUAACUCCUGUUUCUACCUGGAAUUCAGGUCCAGUUUUAAUUUCUAACGUGGCCAAUAAAGAGACAAGUUCGUCUUACAUUCCCGGCGAGGGUAAAUUAAUGGCUUCUUUUGAGGAAGGAACCAAAGUUUGGAAAUCAAAAUCUCGCCGUGUUUACGAGGAGCCAAUAAAAAUACCAAGAGAAACUUCAGUCUCUCCUGAAAGGCAUGAUUCAAUUUCCCCUGAACGAUUAACAGUCAAAUCUAAAUCUCCUGAUAGACAAUCAUCUUCAUCUCGUAACCAAUCACCUGAUCGACUUUAUCGAAAACAUCAAAGUCGUAAAGGGUCACCUACAAGAGAUGAACAAUUAUCACAAAGUUCAAUUGGAAAAUCGCGUCUUCGAUCAAUUUCACCUGAACGACCAUCAUCAUCGGCUGGUUAUCGAUCACAAAUAAGACACAGAUCACCUUCACCGAUAAUGAUUGAGAGAAAAUCUCCCGCCACAACACCGAUAACCGUUGACAUUGAGGAAGACGCAAUUGACGGAGGAGGAUUAAAGAAAUCAAAUCGAACUCGAUUUUCGCCUACACAUGAAACAUUUUAUCGAUCAUCAUCUUCGAUUAGUGAUAAUCACAAAUCACUUCCAACUGCGGAUGAUUUGGACGAGAAUUUCCUUCGUAAAGAAGUUUAUCUCAAUGACCGUGAACCAGAUCAUGUCGAUCACGACGAUUUAAUUGUUGAUUACACACCUAAAAUGGAGGACAAGGCCUGUCAAUGUAACCUUAAAAGGUCAAGUAAAUAUCGAGGAAAGGAGGAGACCGAUUCACUUUGCGAUUUAGGAUAUCGAGUGAUUAAACCAGCGACCGAUGGGUCAGUCUCAACGUUUUCCAAUGUUCCUGAUAUUUCAGAUGCUGAGACUGAAAUUGAUCGACAAUCAAAUAGACCAAUGAGUCGAGAUGGUUCACCAAUUGUUGACCGUCGAUCACCACAAACUAAUCAUCAUCAUCAUCAUCAUCGCCCAGAAGUAAUUUACAGUCAAAUUGAUCGAACCAAAAAGCGAUCAACUAAUCAAUCAUCACCAUUACCACCAGAUGAUUAUCUUGACCAUCAUAAUCUUGACCAACCAGGUGAAUAUGGUCCAGAUGAUUAUCUUUAUGAAUCUAAUGCAAUCAAAUCAGCUCGAUCAUCGGUCUCACCAAGUAGAGGUGAAAACACAAGACGCUCAAUGGAAACGUCCUCAUAUCGACAUCAAUCACCUUCGCCUUCACCAAGCCGUCGGUACAUGUUUGAGAUCGAGCGACAAAGUAAACCCGAUUUACCUUCGCCAUCACCAAGGCCUCCAAAUAAAACUGUUUCCGUUGCUCAUAAAACCUAUGGGUUCAACAUGAGAACUGCGUUAGAAGCUCCCGAAGUUCACCUUCCAACUCGACCUCCGUCAACGAAGCCCGUUCGAGUGAUUGAAGCCCCUUAUCACCAUCACCAACCACAACAACACCCAUACCACCCACAUGACGAAUUAAUGUCGCGAUCAACGGGUGGACGAUUAGAAAGAAUGAGAGAUGAAAAUUUAUCGGGCGAUGAGUUGAUUCAUAAUCGUCGAGGGAGUAUUUCUGAUCCCGAUGAUUUGAUUGCACCAAAAUCAAUUAUUCGUGAAAUUGAUCAUCGAAAGGGGGAAAUUAAUUAUGAAAAUGUUACACCACGAAACCGUUCAACUGGAAUUCGUGGGUCAAUUUAUGAAGAUGGACAAUCAACCAACAAUUCCAUGUGGUUUAGGUCACUCGAAGAUGAUUAUCGAAAGGGUUUAUCGGAUCGGGAAUCUUUCAACAAUAAUAUUAAUCAUCAUCCUCAUCAUCAUCAUGACCCAUCGAACCAUACAAAUGUUACUGAUUAUUGUACCAUGUCGAGGCGUGGCCGUGAUAGGUUACCCUCAUCUCGAGAUGUGGGUGCUGAUUAUCAUCCACCAUCAACUAUGACACACGCUUAUACACUUGAUAGAAGGCAUCUUGACCGUGCACAAAGGUCAAAACGACCUGGACAAGGUUAUUCAACUGCGGGAUCACAUUUAGGUAUUUCAUCACCAUCAAUGUCAAUCAAUGGUCACAAUGGGUUGACCUCAAGUGCCAAUAAUAAUUCACCAUCAAUGGCAAUGAGAAAAUACAAUUCAACCCGUGACCUUUCACAUCUUCAUUCACAAUCAGAUUUUAUUGAUAAUCAUGGAUCAACUCGAGGUGGUCUUGCAGCCGCUUAUAAGGCUCGACAACGACGGGCAUCAUCAUUAAGCCGAUUUGGACAAUCACCUAAUGGUGGUUAUCAUUUACCUGGUUCACCUUCAUCUAACCUUUACCCUCGAACAAGUCAUUCAGUUUUAUCUUCAUCAAAUUAUCCUCUUCAUUCAGGUUCACACAGUCAACUACAUCGACUUCAUUUAACUGGAUCAGAAAUUGGUGGUUAUCAUCCUCAUCAUUAUCCAUCUCAUCAUCAUCCAUUAAGAUCAUCAGCUUCACAUAUUGGUGCAUCUUAUGGUCACUCAUCGUGUGAAAGUGACGCUGGACUUGGUUCUCACCAACGAACCAUCAGCGGCUCUCGAAGUAGACUCAACCCAGCUCACCAUCAGAACGAUCCAGUGGUUCUUUAUAUUCCAGCAAUUAGUCACCAUAAUCGACCAGUAGAUGAAGAUGAUCGCAAUUCAGCCCUUGGAAUCGCUCGAACCCAAUCAAUCCUGUCAACCUCAAAACGAACUGGAUUAUCAUCGAAAAAUAAAAAACGUGAUGAAAGUAAAGAUCGUGAUUCCAAUUUCAAUGAGAUAACCAGUAAAGUUAAUGGUUAUCUGAAUAACAACAAUAAUAAUAAGAAAAAUAAUAAUAGUGAAAAGAAUCAGAUUACAUCAACUGGAUUGAUGAAUGAAGGUGAUGAUGAGAUAAUUGAAUUGCGAGAUGAUGAAGAUGAAGAUUCCAAUAAUAAUAAUAAUAAUAAAAUGAAUGGUAAAAAGAAAGAUGUCAAACGAAGUGUCAGUAUACCGAAAGAUACUAAACUUCCUUGGCUACAAAAGCUUAAAAUGAAAGUGAAAGCUUAAUUUGAUCAUUUUAUCAAUUCGUUAAUUAUUUCCCAUUGAAAUAAAUUCUAUAAAAAAUUAACCGUCAUUAACCCACAAGGUAGCGUGGCCGAGCGGUCUAAGGCGCUGGUUUUAGGCACCAGUCAGAAAUGGCGUGGGUUCGAAUCCCACCGCUGCCAGAAACUCCUUUUGGUAAAAGGCUCAACAUUUCUGUUCGUAAGCUCAACACUUUCCCUUGGAGCUUCUCCUUCUCGGCUUGGACUGUGGCGAAUGAGGAAAAUCAAUUAAAUUCAAAAUUAAUUUUUGUCUCUAAUUGAUUAAAAAAAGAAGAGCAAUUUAAUGGUAACCAAUCAAAUCCAUAGAAAAAGGAUCAUUUUUCAAUUGUGUUUCGAAAUAGUCAAAAAUUGAAUUGAUUGUGAAACAUUUUUUCUGCGAACAAAUUUAAUUACUAAACCAUCUACUCUAAAUUUAUAUUAAUUAAUUGUAUUUUCUACGUUUUAACAAGAAUAUUAAAAGAGAAUUUAAAUUGUCCUAA